GAGACGGACAAACUCGGUGCGGGCUGGGGCGGCUAUCCGGCAGCCAGCUGAUCGCUGCUGUGGCAUUCUGAGCUUCGACCGACCCGAGGCUGUGUGUGCCGGAGCAGCAGCGAAUGGCUCGCGGCUUAUUCCAGGAAGAAACGCACUUGUGCGAUGAGCAGGGCAGGCGGCGAGGAGCACGCGCAGAGGAAGUGAGGAGGCAGUCGCUCAGAGUCUGACUGGUGAUGUUGUGAAAGCCACAUCCGUAGCACGCAGAAGGAGAGGCUGAGAGAGAGAGAGAGACGCACAAACAGCUCUGUCUGGUUCCCUCUCCAUCUUGUGGACUGCGUCAACCCAGGCAAGCGGUGGAAACGGGGAGCAUCCAGCACGAUGUCCUACAGCCCGUGGUCUGUGCUGUCACCCGUGCAGUGGGUCAGGUGGACCUGGUCGGCGGUCCACGGUACCGGGGGGGAGGGGGAGCAAGAGAAGAACCUGGAGAGAGAGGGGGAGUUGGAAGAUGAGGAAGAGGUCCCUCAGGAGGAUAAGUCUGCGGGCUCCAGCUCCGACUCGGAGGGGAACUUCGAGACUCCGGAGGCAGAGACUCCGGUCCAUGGGCCACUGGGAGGCCUUGCAGAGCAGGACGGUUCUACUGCCAACACCUUGGGUCUGGUAGGGGGCGAGAAGCAGAGGGUCCCCAGCUGUGGCAGCCUGGAUAACGUUUAUUCUGAGAAGAGCAACCGGAAUGAACACACCGAGACUGGAGACCAAGACCUGUUGCACCGAGUGGAAGGCUUGGAUGCACUCAACAAUGUAAUGGCCCUGAAAGACUCUGCAGAUCCAGGUGCUGACCUGGGCCAGAACCUGAACCUGCAGUCCUGCACUAAAACAGUCCACACCAGCUUGGACAACAGGCUUUCGGACAGUAUAGACGAUACUAACAAGUCCAGGAAUGCGAGGCUCCCAUCCCUUGAUAUUAAAAUGUCUCUGAACAGGCCAGAUCCUAAUGAGGUGGAUGAUGAGGUGCCUGCCUUUAACACCAGCUACCCCUUUUACCUGGAUCAGGCCAAUGGCAAUGCUAACUCUGUGCUCGAACCCAUGGCAGAUGACUCCAAGUGGGAUGCUUCUCAUCUCAGUUUGGAGUUCAGCAGGGGUGACAAAGCUGGCAGCGAGGAGGUUAUGAAACCCCCAGCCAGGAAGCUGGGCAAGAAGCCGUCCAGCAAAGGCAGCCUUGUGAAACAGGCCAAAGUGGCAGAGUGGGACUUGGAGCUCACUGCCCGUGACAGCUCGGAUGGACCUCCUGCCCCUAAAUCCUACUACAGCAUUGAUGCCAGUCAGCUGGAUGACCCCAACUUCAACCCAUUUGGAAACAAUUCCAAAAUGAGUAGCUCCCCGACCCUACCCAAAGGAUCUCACAGCUUUGACCCUGAUGCUUUUGAUGCUGCUGUGGACCCCUUCAAGCCCUCAAGGAGUUUGACAGCAGAUUGGAAGAGUCCUCUUGCAGAUGAGAAGCUGGCUGACGAUCCUGUGUGCCAGAAGCUAGACUUCAGUCUGGAGACUGAGGGCAAGGGGAAGCAGUCGCUGAAGAGCGAAGCAAAGACCCCCAUGCCUGCAGCGAAGGGGAACACGCAUGAACAUCAGCCACUUGUUCUGGACAUGAGUAGACAGGAGGAUGUACCUGUGGGGUCACGAACUUGCGAGGGAACCCACCGUGAGGGCCACGCCACCGAUGAGGAGAAGCUGGCCUCCUCUGUGUCAGGGCAGAACCCCGGCAGGACCGAGGAUGACCUCGUGGAGGAAGAGGGCGAGUCGGGCAAGAAGCAGCCAGGGAGCAAAGGGACUGAAGCUGUGACAGAAGGUCAGACGGAGAAAGAGUCAUACACUGUGCAUGAAGACCCUGGCAGCAUGAAAAGUGCCAAGCUGGCAGGAAGCGAGAGUCGAGACAAGGGAAAUCCAGCUCUCGACACAAUCUGCAUCAGCGAGGCAGACAAAGCAGCUGUUCUUGCUCUGAUUCGGGAGGAGAUCAUCACAAAGGAAAUUGAGGCCAGUGAGUGGAAGAAAAAAUAUGAAGACAGCAGACAGGAGGUCAUGGAAAUGAGGAAAAUUGUGGCGGAGUAUGAGAAAACGGUUGCACAGAUGAUUGAGGACGAACAGCGCACGUCAAUGAACUCUCAGAAGAACAUCCAGCAGCUGACGCUUGAGAAGGAGCAGGCCUUGGCCGACCUCAACUCCGUGGAGCGCUCGCUCUCUGACCUCUUCCGGAGGUACGAGAACAUGAAGGGUGUCCUUGAGGGCUUCAAGAAGAAUGAAGAGGUUCUCAAGAAGUGCGCCCAGGAGUAUCUCGCCCGGGUGAGACAGGAGGAGCAGCGCUAUCAGACACUCAAGAUCCACGCGGAGGAAAAACUAGACAAAGCCAACGAGGAGAUUGCUCAGGUCCGCUCCAAGGCCAACGCUGAAAGCGUGGCUCUUCAUGCCAGCCUGCGGAAGGAGCAAAUGAAGGUGGAGUCAUUGGAGAGGGCCCUCCAUCAAAAGAAUCAGGAAAUUGAAGAACUCACCAAGAUCUGUGAUGAGCUCAUUGCCAAGAUGGGUAGAACAGAGUGAAAGCAAGCCUUUUAUAGACCCAGGUCUGGUCCUCCAUGAGCAGUACCUACCUUCCAUUCCCCCUGUUACCACCUCCACAUCUCUGCAUGUUACAGCUUCAGAAGCUCAGCAUCCCCAGCUGAAGACCUUGAAGACCUUGCUUUUGUUGAAGUCAAUUACAUUUUAAUUUUUCUCCCACCUGAAAACAAGAAGCACAACAGUAAUAAGGACAUGGUGCAUCAUCUCACCCGAAGGAGCAGGACAAACUGGAGCAACAUGCACAGCGUUUCUUCUUUGAAAGCCAUUCUGCUGAUGCUGCACACAUCAGUCGUCGUGUUGUGAUGGCACCUUCUGCUCUGCUCUUCCUCCCAUUGCCCUUCAGAAAACGUGCUCAUGCACAACGGUGCUUGGUGUGUUCAGUGCUGAACUGCUGCAAGGAGGUUGUGGGAAAGGCUCUGGAGAGACAUGUUCAUGUUCAGCAGGACGGGAAGACCGACAAUCUCCCCACUGCUCCUCGUCCUAGCUGCGGAGUCUCUGUAUAUACAGUAAAUAAUACUGAUAUGUUUCUUAUCCUUUGCUUAACAUAUGAGUUUUUUUUUUCAGGCACUGAAAUGUAGAUAAUUAAAGCUCUUAAGAGCUGGAGGCCUUGACUAUUAGCAAGUGUUUCACAGAGCCAGAUGGCUUCUUGGAUGCCUGGCAGUAAAUGGUGAAGCGGUACAUAGUUCACACUCUACAUCCUUCAUCACGCUGCCAUUACAUAUAACACACACACACACACAGCAGCCAGUAGUUUAGUCGUACAUUGAUGUGACUGUGAGCCAUGUCUUUGUUCUUUUCUGCCUCCAUCUUGAGUUGCUUAACAGUUCAGUUUUUCUUCGGAUUUUGAGCCAAGGUUACCAUAGUUACUGUAGUAGCUGCAUCUCAUGCUGGAUUUAAAAUUUUUUUGUUGCAUUUUCUUUUUUAAAAACAAAUUUUCUGCCAUCCCUUCAUCUCCAAACAAAAUGGCCAUGAUUAUACCAUGCCAAAUGUGGUACAGAACAGCAAAAGGGACCAGCAGAUAAUGCUCAAAUUCUGUAUGUCUUGAUGGUAGAGUAAAGAACAGGGGUGUUUUACCCUACGUGGUUUUUUUUUUUUUUUUUGGGAAGAGGAUUUACCGCCGAAUUUGUUUCCUGGCUCUCUGCAGUUUUCUCUAUGCCGAGAGGAGUCUGCUUCUGUCUUUAAGGUCGGCUGAUGUGCCCAUGACAGUUAUGAAAAAUGGCUUUUUGAGAGCCUCCUUGGAAAAUGAAGUCUUGUGAAUGGCUUGACCUGCUCAAUUACUCCCCCCCCUCCUUUUUCACAAGGGAUGUAUGAUGUACAUCUUGCUAUUUCUGUACUACAGGUGGGAUACAGAAGGGCUUUAGGGUCUUUAAGUUUAUAGGUAGCAACUAUCAUGAGCCCAGCCAUACACUCAGCCUCACGCACAUGCUUACUCUUAUAAACGACUUAGCCCGUUGUCACGUGACACAAACGCCAAUACCUUUUGACGCACUGUAUAUACGCAAGCCUUCGCUCCCCCUUGCAUGGCAACACCGCGGGACGGACGGACCCCUGGCUCGCUGUUGUGUCCAGCUCUGCUUGUUAAACUGUUCCACCGGCGCUGCUUGUCUUUUCACUUCACGUUCGAACUUGUAAAAACGCAGGGAAAAUAACCUGCACGGUUGUAGCAAAGCCGUUGUUUACCAAUUUCCUUAAUUCCUUUCCUGAAAAAAAUAAAAAGUACUUACA
Messenger RNA from Scleropages formosus (Asian bonytongue), 4320 nucleotides. RefSeq names its product transforming acidic coiled-coil-containing protein 1-like. The transcript is spliced from 13 exons. The coding region runs from base 370 to 2577 and encodes 735 amino acids. Gene Ontology annotation, biological process: mitotic spindle organization; nuclear migration; cerebral cortex development. Lineage: Eukaryota; Metazoa; Chordata; Actinopteri; Osteoglossiformes; Osteoglossidae. The record is from RefSeq and is a predicted model, not a curated record. Gene Ontology annotation, cellular component: cytoplasm.